AAUACGUAUCCUUCGCUUUUCUGUGUGUGAAGAGCUUUGAUGGAAGAGUGAGGUCAAAGGGGGGUCACUUCGCCCCGGAGCCAGCAGGGGGAAGAGAGGAGCAACUGUAGGCGGGCGCUGCGGCCUAGUGGCCUCGGCCCUCGCCCAUCCAACCGGCCGGUGCCGGCGAGAGACCGCGGGCUCGGAUCCGGCCGCCUCGCCCUCUUGCAAUAUGUUCAAGAGAAUGGCGGAGUUCGGGCCUGACUCCGGGGGGAGAGUGAAGGGUGUCACAAUAGUUAAGCCAAUCGUCUUUGGAAAUGUUGCUCGUUAUUUUGGAAAGAAGCGAGAGGAGGAUGGACAUACUCAUCAGUGGACGGUGUAUGUUAAACCUUACAGAAAUGAAGACAUGUCAGCAUAUGUGAAGAAAAUACAAUUCAAGCUGCAUGAAAGUUAUGGUAACCCUCUGAGAGUUGUCACCAAGCCUCCAUAUGAAAUCACAGAAACUGGAUGGGGUGAAUUUGAAAUUAUAAUCAAAAUUUUCUUCAUUGAUCCAAAUGAAAGACCGGUAACACUGUAUCACUUGCUGAAGCUGUUUCAGUCUGAUAGUAAUGUAAUGUUGGGCAAAAAGACAGUGGUCUCUGAAUUUUAUGAUGAAAUGAUCUUCCAAGAUCCCACAGCAAUGAUGCAACAACUGUUGACAACGUCUCGGCAGUUGACACUUGGAGCAUACAAACAUGAAACUGAGUUUGCAGAACUUGAAGUUAAGACCAGGGAAAAGCUAGAAGCUGCCAAAAAGAAGACCAGCUUUGAAAUUGCAGAGUUUAAAGAAAGAUUAAAAGCAAGUCGAGAAGCAAUUAACUAUUUAAAGAGUGAAAUAAAAAAGAUUGAAGAUGAUGAUCAAGGAAAGGAAAGCUGAGUAAUGUUCAACAAAGUAACUGGAAAUCUUUAAGAACUUAACUGACUUGCUGAGAGCAGUAUUGUUCUUUACGUAAACCACAUUUACAUUGCUUCCUCUGUGACUGAACUUACCUCGAAAGCCACAGCUCAUGAAUUUUAAAAUUUGAAACAAACAUACUUAUAUCCAACUUUAGAACACAGCAAGCUUCUUUGUUUUCUAAACAGAAUUGUAUAAAAUAUAACAACAUGAAAAAGGUGAAGGAAAUGGUAUGCUUCUGUUUUUUAUGUGGAAUUAAUUUGUGCAUUUUUAUGUUUUUAAGUAUUUGUUACAGUUGCUUUUAAAGCUUGUAUCUCAAUAAAUCAUUUUUUU
Messenger RNA from Amblyraja radiata (thorny skate), 1246 nucleotides. RefSeq names its product YEATS domain containing 4 (gene yeats4). The record is from RefSeq and is a predicted model, not a curated record. Bases 212 to 895 code for a protein of 227 amino acids. Gene Ontology annotation, biological process: regulation of DNA-templated transcription. Lineage: Eukaryota; Metazoa; Chordata; Chondrichthyes; Rajiformes; Rajidae. The transcript has 7 exons.